AUAGGAUUAUUUUAUUUUGCCACAUCACACUUGCUUCAAUGAUACAAGAUAAAUAUUGGGCUAUUCGUAUGGGCUCAAAAUAAUUUAAUAUAUUGCCCAUUCCAAUUCCAAGCACACUUCUCCCAUUCGUAUGGGCUUAAAAUAAUUUGGAAGGAUGAUUUGUUGUUUGGUCCGAUUGAAGUAGGUUUGAUUUGAUUAUGAGAAUUGUAAUAGUUUGGGCUCGGCUUCCAUAUAUGGUUUUGAUGAUAAGAAAAGUAAUAAGGUGUAUAUGAUUUAAGUUGGGUCUGGACCUCCGUAUAUGGUGUGAUUUGUUAGUGAUAAUAAAACGUUGUGUUUUUGUUUCAGUCGACUAGGGCAUCAUCGUUUACUUCUUGAACUCGCCGCUUUUGUGUUUUCUUAAACCAUUUCAUCUCUUUGCAUUCCCUCAAGUUCAACAUAUUCUUUAAAUUCGAGAAUUAUUGAUGUGUUAAUUACAUUAAACACUGUAACGUUUUGGGAAUCUUCGGUUCUUGGUUUCCUUUUUAUAUAAAUAGGAGAUGGAUGAGACUGACGAACGUUCGAAAUCGCUGUCCUAUUAAAUUUCUUCCUUCAGCUUCAAAAAUAACUCACAAAGAUGUCUUCCUGCGAUGCCGCCGUUGUUGCCCCAACAUCGUUCGAUACUCUCCGUCUGGGUAGAUCUGCUCAGGUCACCGUGGCUCCCCUUCUCCGUUUUUGGGACUCCAGAAACAUCAAGGAACAAGGUGAAUUCAUGGGAAUCACCUUGCUUUUCCUUGAUGAGCAGAAUUCUGUGAUCCAUGAAUUUAUUCAUACCGCUCGCUUGACUCACUACCGUCCAUCUUUACGAAGUGGUUCCAUCGUCAAAGGUUCACGCUUUGAAGUUGCUAGAUGCACUAAUAUGUACAAGAUUACUGACAAUCCAUUUGUGAUAUUGUUGGAAUGAUUCGUUCCGUCCAAGGUUCCGAUCUUAAGGAUGCUGGAGUGAUGACUCGAGUUGUGGUCGGCUUCGCCAUCGAACCGUAAGCUAACAAAAUCAUAUUUUAAAUCACUUUUGAACAUGGUAUCGUCAUAGAAAUCAUUACUUUAUGAGAACAUUGUGGUGUAUCUGUCCUUAUGGGACGAAGCUGCGGCAAUGUUUUAUAAACAGCUCAAUGGAGAUCUACUUAUCUUUAUGGGAUGAACCUGCAGUCAAGUUUAGGGAUCUUCUUAAAUCAGGGGAUAGAACUAACUCUGUCAUUUUGGUCACAACUGUGAUCCCAUUAAAAAUUUAAUGGAGGUACGUUAAAUAGUAAACAUAAGUUUAUACCAAUAUUUUACCAGGUACUCUUCAUUCUACAGGCACCAUGUUUGUCAAAUCAUCUCCAGCUACCAAUUCUUUUUGGGACCCCAAUCUCCCACCCAUCACAGAGUUCACAGCUAGCUUAAAAGAUGCCAGGGGGAAGAGUUCCCCUGUUUCCAGACUUUAAACACCAAUGCAGCUCCAUUGUUUAAGAAAGACACUGGUCAAGCAUCUGUUUCUCCCAACACCGAAAUUGAAGGUCAAGAGGAUGACACAAUAACAAGCGUUAAGGACAAAGAGGUUCGCCAAAUACGCACCCGUGAGUGAAGUUACGAAGAAACCACAUAGUCAACCCAACUGUCUCUGUUUCUUUUCAUUUUUUUUUUCAUUCCUAUACAUUUCCUAUGACGCACUUUGCAGUAUUUUCCAUACUUUCAGCUUUUUUAAAUAACAAAUUUACGGACAAGUAUCUUUCGGAGAACAACUGUUACUAUUAAUUGAUAUUGGAAAAAUGUUAACGUU
Molecule: messenger RNA, 1798 nt
Organism: Brassica napus (rape)
Lineage: Eukaryota; Viridiplantae; Streptophyta; Magnoliopsida; Brassicales; Brassicaceae
Exons: 4
Coding region: 614-940 (108 amino acids)
Source: RefSeq, a predicted model, not a curated record